CCUCGCUCUCUCGCUCGCACUGGCCUUCUUCGCCGUUUCGGCUUGAGGCGCCUGAUCUGUCUCUUCUCUUCCCUUCAGUCUCAGCAUACAAGCGCCGUCUGCACACUCUCUCCGUGCGGCGUCUCGUCUUCGACAUCCAUUGUCAGCCCCUCCUUGUCACUCAUUUUCAGCGCCUGUGGUGCUAACACAACACUCACACUCACUCAUUGUUCAACGACAGACACACUCACUCAGCUGCGCAGCCUAGGUCUUGCUGCAGCGAACCAUCCUACAUUCCUUGUCCAUACUUUCUGCCAAACUCACCCAACAUUUGCGCAGGACAGUGUCCCGCAGAUAGCCAUUUUCGACCGCCGUCACCCAGUCACUAAGCUUGGAGGUUCAUUCGCGAUAAGCACGUGAACAGUGUCGUCCGACUUUUAAGCAAUCUACAAGCGAUCACCUUACUCGAACGCUUACUACACCGUAUACACCUUGGACAAAAUGCUCGCACGCGCCUUCACCGUACGGCACAAGAAGUCCGAAAUGCAGAUCAAGGUGCCCGGCUGGCUCGGCCGUGCUGCGAGCCAACGCGGAAGCAAGCCUGUUCCUCGCGCACAGAUCUCUUCGCCGCUGGCUCUCCUAUCAACCAGCAACCCGCUGUUCAACAAUGCUCAGCAUAUCCCGGGCGCUUACCCGAUCGAGGAUCGCAGCAUUUCGUCGAGCUCGUCCACACACUCGGCCGAUGACAGCGAUGCGAGCAGCAGCCACCGGACCGCCGGAAGCAUGACAGAUGCUUCUUCAGUCGACGAGCUUUCUACACCCUCGACGCCGGUGGAUGUGGAGCCAAACCACCUUAGUUGCUACUUCAAGCCUGCGGUCGACACCAAGGCGGUCUCGCCAGAUCAGACGCCAACCAUGUCUCAGACAUCCUUCGAUGCACCACUGAUCCCCAGGCGUGUGCCCUCGCAUUCGAAGAAGGCUCACGAGAAGCUCCACCGUAAGAACUCCAUCAAGCGUCUGAUGUCGCCUCCUCCGCGCGAGCUGCGUAACUCCACAGACAUGUUCGCUGUCGCGACCCUGUCCGCCUUCGUAGAGGCACCGCGGGAGGCACCCUUCGGCAAGGAACUCGAGCAGGUUGACGAAGUCGCCGAGGAGUUUGGGCAAGUUAGCCGUGACGCUGAGACUGAGGCGGAUCUCAAUGCGGUGCAAGACCUUGGUCUCGGCCAGUUCGCAGCCUGCGACUACAUGUCCGAGAUCCAAAGCCUAGUCUUCAGCACCUUCUACGAAGAGGAGCAAGCCUUCACCGACUGGAUCUAAGCCGUGCUCCUGACUCCAUGGAGCAAUCGAACCCUUUCUCGUCUGGCACAGCAGAAGGGGUUGCAGAUGCAGUGCCUUGUUACACUGAAGCAUGCCAUGGUGCUAUCCUCAUCUAUCACGCCCAACCAUCUCUGGCAGAUCUAGUAACGACCGUCACGACAUAGAUCUUGCCGUCCACUCAUUCAAGUGACUGCGAAGCCCCAAAAAGCUUAUGUGAACACGUUUACGGUCAGGAAAUGGCUUACGGGGGGUUGGCGUUGCAUGCUUCCUACAGUCUCGGGCUGCUUGGGUCGAGCAGAGCAUCUUUGUUUUCUGUAUCUAGGAGGAG
Molecule: messenger RNA, 1624 nt
Organism: Baudoinia panamericana UAMH 10762
Lineage: Eukaryota; Fungi; Ascomycota; Dothideomycetes; Mycosphaerellales; Teratosphaeriaceae
Exons: 1
Coding region: 481-1296 (271 amino acids)
Source: RefSeq, a predicted model, not a curated record